AUGGCGAAGACAAAGACGAAAAACCACACCCAGCAGCAAAAGGAUAUCCUCCGCUCCACCUCCGCUGCGCUUGUGAAGUCCCCGCCGAAGAAGUCGCAAAAGUCAAUUGAAGACCUCCUGACCGAAGCCGCCGAACUACUCGAACAGUCACAACCCGAACUCGCUCUGCCGCUUGCAGAGGAGGCGCUCCAACGGCUCGAAGCGGACCGCCGUCGACAAAAGCCCUCGUCGCAGGAAGGAGACGAGACUGACAUCGAAGAGCUCCUCUCCCUGGCUGCUCAGGGACAACCUACGCUACCUACCGCCUUAGUCCUCACCGCUGAAAUACAUGUGGCACUCGGAGAUGUUGACCCCGCACGAAGGAACUUCACCCGAGCAACACAGAUGGACAAGGACGGGGCACUAAUAUCGGCGGAACCAUGGCUCUGGCUCGCCCAGCUCUGCGAAGAAGGCGGAAGGGAGAGUAUCCGGUACUUUGAACAGGCCUGCGAAGUGCUGAGGAACGAGAUCGACGUGCUUGAGGAGGCGGUCAGCGGGGACGGCGAGACAGGCGCCAGGAAGGUGCUCGACGAGAAGAAGGCGAAGCUGGCGGACGCCCUGUGCGCCAUGGCCGAGGUGUACAUGACCGACCUGUCGUGGGAGGCCGAUGCCGAAGCGAGGUGCGAAGCGCUGGUCACAGACGCGGUGGCUGUGUGUCCUGAAGACAUGGCCGCGGGGGUGCUGCAGACGCUGGCGAGCGUGCGCAUAAGCCAGGGACGAAUCGACGAGGCCAGAACAGCGUUGAAGAGAAGUCUAGAGAUCUGGCACAAAGAGACCGGCCCUCCGUCGUCCGAGGAUAUGGCCAAAGACGCUACACAAAGUGACGACGGCACAGACCAAGACGCUCGACAACCCGACUUUGCGACGCGAGUGUCGCUUACCCGCCUGCUCAUGGAAGUCGAACUCGAACCGCUUGCGCUUUCGGUAUUGGAUGGCCUCGUUCGCGAAGAUGAUCAGAGUGUGGAGUGCUGGUAUCUGGGCGGGUGGUGCCAUGUCCUCAUUUCUCAAAAGGCUGGAAUCACGUCCGAGGAGAAAUCGAAAGCCCAACAGACGGCGAGAACGUGGUUGGAGAACUGCUUGAGAUUGUACCGUGUUCUGAGCUAUGACGACGAGAGGCUACAAGACCACGCUGUCGAAUUGGUUGACGGUUUGAAGAAAGCGCUCGGAGCAGAAGGUGAAAUGGACGAAGACGAGGAUGACGCCUGGGAAGAUGUAGAUGAACAGGACGGCGACCAAGAUGACGAUGGUGAUGUCGAGCUCGAAAUCGAGGACGAGGAUGUGACAGGGCCUGGUGCCACCAAAACUGGUGAUGGUGAUGUGGAAAUGACAUAG
This is a messenger RNA of Cladophialophora carrionii CBS 160.54, 1371 nucleotides long. RefSeq lists its product as uncharacterized. The record is from RefSeq and is a predicted model, not a curated record. Gene Ontology annotation, molecular function: protein binding. NCBI's taxonomy places the organism in Eukaryota, Fungi, Ascomycota, Eurotiomycetes, Chaetothyriales, Herpotrichiellaceae. The transcript has a single exon. Bases 1 to 1371 code for a protein of 456 amino acids.